GUUGUAUAGCUCAGUGGGCGCUUGCGAAGGCAGUAUAAUACCGAGUUUUGUGCUUCUCGCUCUUCGCCCUUGCCCCCCUCGCACUGUCGAAGUCAGUCAUGCGCGUUUCUGUGAUUUCCCUUCUCAUCGUCGCCUCUGCUGCCUACCAUGCGGUCGCUCAGAGCGCCUCGGGCCUUCCGGCAGACACUUGCAUUGUGCAGUGCUUAAGCCAGUCUGCCUCAUCUGUGGGUUGCGAUACCUAUGCAGACUUGGUCUGUAUAUGCCAGGCCUCGUCAUACCAGAAAACAGUGACGUCGUGCCUGCAAAGCAAAUGCACUUCUGGAGAGACCAACUUGGCCCAAGCCUGGUACCAAGACUCAUGCGCGGCUGUGUCGGCCGCGCUAAGCCUUUCCUCUGAUGUCUCGACGUUCACCAAGGCCACCGCGACUUUGUCCAUUACGGAUGCAGCGCAAGCCUCGUCCCUCGAAUCCAAAUAUUCGUCAUUCACCGCAUUCCUAUCGGCGGAAUACUCGAGUAUCAGUGCUUCGUAUUCGCGAGACUACGACGUCCUCUCUUCGUCCCUGUCCGUGCUGGACGCCUCCGCGACCGCGACGAGUGCCAGCGCUGGGACAAGUGCUCGGUUGGAUGCCUCGGUGGUGAAGACUGGCUUGGUUUCCUGCGUCGUUGCAAUGCUCGGUGUGGCGUUCGGGGUGGUCUUGGUCUUCUAAUAGCGGUCUUAUGGCAAGUGGUUCUAUUCUAGGCGUGUUUUUGUGAAACAAAGUACUGUCAAGUGCUUUCAUUGGGUUCUGUAUCUCUCCGGGGCAUAUAUUCGGCUGCUUGUUACAGUCAUAGUUGUUGGAUGCGACGCUAUGUCGACUGGUAUGAUGUACAUAGAGGGGUCGUGAUAGUCGUGAUUCUUCAACUUGAAGCCACACGCCGCAGCGCUUUUAGUAGCCUAUCAUCCGAGUGCGACAUGCCAGUGCUCCGAGUCACUAGUUCCUUUCGACUGACCAAUUUCGUGACAUUUGCUGCAGGGACAUAAUCCUCAAUGCUAAAGAGGAUGUUCGUAGUGCGAGC
Messenger RNA from Rhodofomes roseus, 1056 nucleotides. RefSeq lists its product as uncharacterized. The record is from RefSeq and is a predicted model, not a curated record. Bases 99 to 707 code for a protein of 202 amino acids. The transcript has 5 exons. NCBI's taxonomy places the organism in Eukaryota, Fungi, Basidiomycota, Agaricomycetes, Polyporales, Fomitopsidaceae.